CUCUUAAGAAAAUCCUCCUUGAAAAUGGCUAUCCAGAAAGAUUUAUCACAAAAUCAAUGAAACCCAGACCAGAGAAGCCGCCAACACCCAGUGCUCCAAAAAGACUUCUCUACAUGAACCUACAGUUCAAUGGAGACCAAUCUACAGAAAUACUGAGAAAUCGGCUCUCCCGCUCAUUGAAGAAAACCUUCCCUGCAGCUGAAUUACGACUGACGUUCUCCACGAGACCAAUGAUUCGUAUGAACGUGAAGGAUAAGCUACCGCUGUUGGCCUCAUCUAUGUGCAUCUACCAAUUCACCUGCUCGUGUGGAGCCAGGUAUAUCGGCCGUACUCAGCGUUCGCUAUCCAAACGCGUCAACGAACAUUUACCUUCAUGGUUUUAUAAAGGAGAAAACCGAUGCCCUCGCAGCUCGAUCCUUGAACAUUUGAUCGACUCUGGACACCAAGUCAAACCAGAAAUAAACUUCAAAGUUAUCUACAGAAUACAAGGCAAUCUUGCUAAAAGUGUACGGAUCAAACUUCUCCACAUCGCAGAAGCAAUGGCAAUUCAUCUGCUAAAUCCUGAACUCUGCAUACAAAAGAAAUUCGUUCAUUCAUUAAAUCUACAAUGGACGUAAUCUUUCUUAAUUUCAGUCUUACUAAUUGUAUUAUUUUGUCUUUUGCAUUUUAUUAUUUCACAUCUUCAUUUAUAUUAUUCUCUACCCCACCCUUUUGUAAUCUCUACCCUCAUUAACAAUGUUGCUAACUUGACCCACGUCCAAUUUCUAGUCAACUAUGUUACGUCAUCCGAUUAACUUACUUAUUUUCAACUGUAUUAUUCUCUAACCCCACCCUUAUUUAAUUUUAACCACCACUCAUUAACACUGUUGCCAACCUGACCUACUCUGAAUUCUACUCAACUGUAUUACGUCAUCCAAUUCACUUAAUCAAUUCUAUUUUAUUUUCUAUCUUAACGUUUGUCUCCAAGCCAAAUAAUACUUACAUUACAUAAUUAUCUAAACUUUAUAAAUCUAAUGUACACACACACAAACAAAAUUGUAUAUAUAUGCGAUUGUACAGCUCAGUGAAUGAAUUCGCCGAAAAGAGUCUCUUCGCUGAA
Messenger RNA from Trichobilharzia regenti, 1099 nucleotides. The record is from the annotation of a GenBank genome assembly. NCBI's taxonomy places the organism in Eukaryota, Metazoa, Platyhelminthes, Trematoda, Strigeidida, Schistosomatidae.